Bursaphelenchus xylophilus (pine wood nematode) is the source of this 372-nucleotide messenger RNA. Lineage: Eukaryota; Metazoa; Nematoda; Chromadorea; Rhabditida; Aphelenchoididae. The record is from the annotation of a GenBank genome assembly.
AUGAAGUUGUUCUUUCUGGUGGUUUUACUGUGCCUCGUACAAGGUAAAUAUUUGUGAGAUGCACGUCGUUAAUUUGAGCAAUGUCUUACUUGGCUUUUAGGAAGCUUGGCUGGCACCAGAGGAAGAAGAAGAGUUGGAGUUAGAGUUGGAGGUGGGGGUGGAGGUAGAGGUGGAGGUGGAAGUCGUUGGCCGGAGAUACUUAUAGACGUACUUGGUCAAGUUCAGUUCAAUCCAAUGGCCAUAGUCACCGGAGGUGCCCAACAAGUUCACCCCUCUCAAUUGGGAUACCCGAUGGGUGUUCAUCCGCAGAAUAUACAGCUAAUGCAACAACAAGGCGGAUAUCCGAUGAACCCACCCAUGCAACCUGGAUAA